AUGCCUAGAGGUAACAAUCCCACCAAUGGACGCGUUUUCAAACCCGCUCGUCAGCCAACGGCCUUGACGCAUCCCCGAGCAUUCGCCGCGUUGGAACACAAGAUGAACGCCCCUGGUGAUCAUAAUCAACCGCACCAACUGAACUGCCAUCCGGCCCCCCCAGCGCGUGUGGCUGGUUCCAAGACACUUGAUGAUGCACAAGAGGGACUCUUGAUUCAGUGGAUUCGGCAGGUAAAAGAGCUAUUUUCUCUACCUACGGCAUCUCAAAUCACAACAAGCGCGAGCCAAAUUCUGAAUCGUGACGGGAACGACACCAAGAUCAGCCAGACUUGGGUUAAUCACUUCAUCAAACGCCUACCAGAUGACUUGAAACCGUUUAAAUCGCGUUCUUCCAAGAAGAGACGUCUCGAACCAUCAGAUUUGGCGAUUUUGCAGCAUUGGUUUGACCGUUUGGAGGCUUUGAUUGCCGGGAUUUCUCCAUCAAACAUCUAUAAUUUCGACGAAACUGUUUUCCAAAUCGGCCGGGGAAACAAGCCGGUCAUGGUCCUUGCCAGCAACACUGAGCCAGUGCCUUGUAUCCGCUCGAAUAGAACCUAUUGUGAAUGGACAACCACGAUGGAAUGCAUCGCCGCGGACGGGUGGGUAGCAGCUCCAUAUGUCGUUAUUCAAAGCGACCGUAUUCUCGACGAGUGGUCGGCGGCUAGUGGACUUCCCAGCGGGACUACGUUCAAUCAUACUCCGAACGGUCGAAUCACUGAGAAGGCUGCAUGGGAAUGGAUCCAAUUUUUCCAUCACCAAACCAAAGAUCGCGCCGCAGAUGGUCAACCUCGGCUCGUACUCUUUAGAGGUCAACCUCAAAAUCUGACCUUCAAUUUCCUCCAAUUUCGCGAGAAACACCUGAUCAUCCCAUUCUGUUUUCCGCCGAACAUAGGACAUCUGAUGCAACCCUUCGACGUCAAACCUUUCCAAAGUUACAAGGACUAUUGGAAGCGAAAAUAUUACCGGACCCCGCCUGACGACGCCGAUGACGAGAAAACAGACUUCAUCGCCGAAUUCGCUCCCGUCCGUGAGGAAACAUUGAAGCCUCAGGUUAUCACGGAUGCAUUUGCCGACAACGGUAUAUUCCCAUUUAAUAGGUACAAGAAGAUUCAACCGCUACAAGCUGGCCCAUCCAACAUGCCGGCAGAUUGGUCGCACGGUGAGUGGUAA
Molecule: messenger RNA, 1209 nt
Organism: Penicillium cinerascens
Lineage: Eukaryota; Fungi; Ascomycota; Eurotiomycetes; Eurotiales; Aspergillaceae
Product: transposase
Exons: 1
Coding region: 1-1209 (402 amino acids)
Cellular component (GO): nucleus
Molecular function (GO): DNA binding
Source: RefSeq, a predicted model, not a curated record